Molecule: messenger RNA, 2241 nt
Organism: Scheffersomyces coipomensis
Lineage: Eukaryota; Fungi; Ascomycota; Pichiomycetes; Serinales; Debaryomycetaceae
Exons: 1
Coding region: 1-2241 (746 amino acids)
Biological process (GO): DNA repair; DNA replication
Cellular component (GO): nucleus; Slx1-Slx4 complex
Source: RefSeq, a predicted model, not a curated record
AUGAGUCGACUAGAGAAGGAGGAUUCGAUAUAUGAACAACGGGCACUUCCUAGUGAAGAAAUGGAGAAAGAUGAUGAUAGUAUUUUCUUUAUAUCUACGCAAAUGCAAUCAAUCCAUGAAGAUGUAGUUGAAAAUGAAAAGAAUGAAGUUAAGAUCGCUAGUCAAAUUUCGAGAUUGAAACUGUUUAGUCAUGACAAUAGUAGUAGUAGGGGUAACAGUCAAGUCACUGUUAAUAAAGUCAAAGUACAACCAAAGUUAAAGGCUAAGAAAUCUGGUAGUUCAAAAAAGAAUCAAUCUAUGAGUUCAAUGGUUAGAGAUAAGUUUAGUACUGAUAAAUUAUCAUAUUUCACAGGAGAUCAGAGUAAAAUCGAUAAAUUUUUAAAACGAAUAAGGCGAGAGGAAGAAUUGGAUGAACUUUUGCCAUUAGCUCCAAAAGCUGGAAGUAAUGGUGGCGGUGUCAAACUUUCAACUUCACAAUUAAUAUGUCAGCGUGAUUGGAGUUAUUUCCUAAAGUCUAUAAAGAUGAAGUUUCCAAAUUUGAGAUCGUCUCGGAAAAGGAAUUUAAAAAUCAUCACUAGAAAGAUAGCUAUUGCUACUCAAGAUAACGUUGAUGCUGAGAAUAGUUUAUGGUCACAAGCAGCUUCAAUGCCUGAUACCGAACUUAGCAAAGAUGACUUGAAAUGGCUUUAUGAUUUAGAUGAUGAAGAGUUAAUGAAUGCAAGUAGUUUUGUCGAGGAUGAUAUUAUUGAUAACAGAGAGUUUGUCUUAACUUUAUCCCAGAAUAUGAAUGAAGAUGAAGAAGUAGAGUUCUCAACCACAGGUUCACCAUCUCAAGGUAUAAUCGAUAUCUUUAGCAGCAGCGCUGAGAAUGAAAAUGGUGAUGAAAUCAUUGUCAUUCUGGAUUCAGAAUCAGAAGUGGAGGAAUUAACUGUUUCGAUGGAGAAAUCCCAAUCGUAUUCUCAAUCUCAAGUUCAACCUGGUCAAAGCUAUCUUCAAGUGAUGGAAAGUAUAUAUAAACCAGAAGAAACACUACCAUCACAUCAAGAUGAAGUAGUAGAUCCAUUAAUAUCAUUCCAGAGUUUCCCAUUUGCUGAUCCAAAAAGAAAAAUCAUCCGAACACAAGAAGACUUAUCUCAAGUUAAUGAAGCUGAGCCUAUUGAAAUCACAUCUCUGACUUCACUAAGUAAAACACCAUCUUUUCAACAAACUCCAAAUAAAUUGAAACGUACCAUUUCAGAUAUAUCUCCUUUCAAAACACCCACUAAAAGAUCUAAGCAACUUUUAGAUACAACUAAUACUCCUACCAAUUCUUCACCGGUGAAGUUAAUUGCGGCAUCAUCAACAGAAUCGACUCCAGAUGGUGGACAAUAUGGAAAUAUAGAAGAUGAUGAAGAAAUAAUGUCUUCUGAUGGUGAUACAGUAUAUUCAACUGCCAGAACCUACAUCUAUUCAAAUCAAUUACAAAAGGAUAGAACACCGGUAAAGAAAAAUGGUCUUAAGGUGGUACCAAUAAGGAAAACUAUACAGACUACACGUCAUGAAGUAUCUAAUGCCAUUCCAGUGCAAGAUUAUACUGAUCCUAUUAAUCAUAUACAACUUAAACGAGUUGGAUUCAAAGAGAAAGAAGUGAUUGAUAUUGAUGAAAUUAUCCCUGAUUCUGAAGAUGAUGAAGAUGAUAAAGAGAUUAGUAUUGUUGAGAUAACUAGAGUAGUUGAAGAUCUACUGGAUAAGACUAAUACAUCGAUAUUACAAGUUCCAUCAAGUCCAUCUAAGGAGAUGUUCUCAUCUCAGGAAAUAAGGAAUUUUUUAGCUGAAGAGGAAGACGAAUCAGGUGGGUCUAUUGAUUUUUCAAAGUUCACUACUACCCAAUUAAAGGAACAAUUCAAAGAAUGGGGAUUAAAACCCGUUAGAGGACGUGAUAAAAUGAUCAGUAUUCUUACAGAAGCUAGUAAACUAACUAUUAAUUCUCAAACAACAGAUUCAACCUGUGCCACAAGAACAACGUCUAUUAAAAAUGCCACUACUACCACCACUAUUAGUGCUACUCAACAAACUAUGUAUGAGAAACUAAAUGAAAUAAUUAAACUGAAUGAUUAUUGGUAUGAAAAGAUAAUAAGCUAUGAACCUUUAAUCUUGGAAGAUAUGCAAAAAUGGUUAGAAUCGAUUGGAUAUAAAUUGGAAUAUGAUUUUUUGCAGAAGUAUUGUGAUGAAGGAGGUAUUUGCUGUACAAACCAGCGUUGA